AACUUACGGUUACAUUGUUACAAGAUUUAAUUUUUGCUUCCACAAUGUUUGGCAUUUACAUUUUUUUUAUAUUUUUCGGCUAGUAAAUAACAGUUUUUAAUUGCUAGAGUUACUUGUCAGCGCUGAAACAAACUGCAGAGCAGUUCUUUAAGCGCAGAAAGGCUUAUAAAGAUCAUUAAGAAAUACCGUGCUGUUGUAUAACGUACUUUUGUAGUACCUAAUCGUAAGUACCACGAUACAAUCAACGUUUUUCACACCUGCAGUAAAGAAUAUUGACCAAAAAUGUUUGGAGAUUUUGAUUCUUGUUGUUUAUCAACCAUUUCCGAUUUCCACGGGGAGAUUUCAACAAGAAAUGUAGGGGAGACAUCGCAAAUCGCUACUCGUAUAUAUAGGAUAAAGAGCGGCCCGGACUAGCAAUACGAAGUUGCAGCUAGUGCGGGAAUGGCUCGCGUCCCCAUUGUGUUGGUGCGACAUCCCGACAGCCGGGAAGAGCAGUGGUGUCUGGGCUUCCUGCGGCAGACAUCCGGCUUCGGCGCCGAGGUCAGCGUGGACUUCCGGUGCGAGCGCCUGGCCCCGCGCUGCUUCCCCCUGCAGGCGUUGUUCCCCCACGUCCACCCGCCCCACGCCGGCCCGGUGCUGGUGGCGUUACGCGCCGAUCGCCGCCGCGAUCCCCUUACGCUGCAGCCGGCCUCCAUCCUGUCCUUCUGCUGCUUCGGGCAGGUACAGUUCGCCCUCGUGCAGACGCCAGCUGACGGCGCCCGGCAUCUCGUGCACCGGAUGCAGCUGGUCGCGCCCUUUCACGAUUCACCGGGGCGUUCGCUGUGGGAUCGGGUUCACGCUGGUCAGGGAAACGUUUGGGGACUCGACGGGCAUGGUUCCGUUGAUGCCGGGAUUCUGGAUCAGCCAGAGGUCACGUUUAGCGCCAGUUCUGCGUCCUCCGCAAUGCCGUGCGGUGUCAGCUUUGCCGUUAUGUCCCUGGAUAUGGUCGAGGGCAUCCUGGAGCAUGUCGACAUGCAGACCCGGGCCCGACUAAGAAGGGUCAGUCCGGCAUGGAACGCGCUGUUGACCACGCGUCCGGCACUGCGCCAGCACGUGACCUUUGACUUCCGGCUGCGCCCCGCCAGCGACAGUCUCGCCGAAGAUAUGUUCCGCCUGGGCCGCGCGCUCUUCCGCUGCUUAACCGGCGACGUGCAGACGCUGACGCUGCGUCACUGGACGCCGGGGCUGGCGCGGGCGACCUUUAACCGCGCCACCGCGGACAUUACCGUCCUAGGCUACAUACUGCCGCUGCUCGUCGGCGGGUCGGUGCCGCGCAUCGUCCUGCAGCACUGCGUCGUCGACCACGACCUCAGCUCCAGCUGGCGCAUGAACCGUGCCUUGGAGGCGGUGGGGAUCGGCGCCAAAGACCCCGUCUGCAUCGCGUGGUGCGGUCCACUGCACCGCCUGGGACCGCUGCUGGCGCUGUGUCGACGGUUGAUUCUCCGCGACUACGUCAUGCAGGAUGUCUUCGGCUCGUUCGGCCGCGGAGGGACUCAGCGCGAAUCGCACCUUUAUACUUUUCGGGGUGGGACGCGCCGCUCGGUGGACGUCCGGCUGGCCGACCUCCGCCUGGACAGCUGCCGGGAUAGGGACGCCACCCUGGACGUGGUCGUGCAGGCCGUGGAGGUGGCCCUGGCGCCGGCGGUGUCGUCCGACAUGAGCGCUAACGUAAAGGUCAUGCUGGAGUACUGGCGCUCACUGCCGCUGAAGGACGCCCGUUGCUACUGGGGCGUGAUGAAGACGAUUUUGGCAGUCACGGAAUCUAGCAAUCCUGCCUGGCGUUUGGUGUUGUCAUACGAGGUCGAGGAACCGGAUGUGGAGUGGCCGGUGCCGGCGAUGCAGCACGGCCCGGUGACGAUGGCCGCUCUGGACAGCCUAUUCGGGCCAGCCACGGCAAGACUAGAUGGAUAAUGUGUAAUCCACAUUUACUGUAUUCCUUAGUCUUUCUCAUAUAUUUGUUCAUUCUCACUAUCAGUCCUCUUCAAACACUGCCAACAUUUUGCCAUUAUUGUUGCCAGAUUUCUCUGCCUCCCUUAUUCGGGACAGUAAUAAAAUUUAACAGAAGUAUAGAACUAUCGCAGUAAACAGUCAGCACAAAAAUGAUAAAGUAUCAUAAUCCGAAGACACAGCAAAAUAAAUGGCAGAGGCAGACGUGUGCAAUGAUGCCCAGCAAUCAACUGUCCAGCAAUGAGCGGCCAAGCAGC
Messenger RNA from Paramacrobiotus metropolitanus, 2243 nucleotides. RefSeq lists its product as uncharacterized. Gene Ontology annotation, molecular function: protein binding. The coding region runs from base 442 to 1950 and encodes 502 amino acids. The transcript is spliced from 4 exons. Lineage: Eukaryota; Metazoa; Tardigrada; Eutardigrada; Parachela; Macrobiotidae. The record is from RefSeq and is a predicted model, not a curated record.